UCCGAGGCGGAUGGAGGAAUAUUUCAGCUUGAAGAAGCAACCUUCAGCAGACAGAGGAUCUAUGAUCAGAUUUCAGGGAGACUGAAUGAUGCAGAACGUCACCGAUGAUGUUUGAUUUGGAGACUGACACGCAUUAACGCUGCUGACUGAGUGAAAGGAUUGGAUGGCGGAAAGAACCCCGAGCGAAGAGCUGCGUCAAUAAAUAAUUUACAGACCAUGAACUAUGUGGGUCAGCUGGCAGGUCAGGUGUUCGUGCAGGUCAAGGAGCUGUACAGAGGCCUCAACCCUGCGACGCUGUCGGGAUGCAUAGACGUCAUCGUGGUCCGGCAGCCCGACGGCUCCCUGCAGUGCUCCCCGUUCCACGUCCGCUUCGGAAAGAUGGGUGUACUGCAGUCCCGUGAGAAAGUGGUGGACAUAGAAAUUAAUGGAGAGCCAGUGGGUUUGCACAUGAAGCUGGGAGAGAAUGGAGAAGCCUUCUUCGUCAAAGAGACAGAUAACAUUCUGGAAGUGGUCCCCUCCUACCUUGCAACAUCACCCAUUACGUCCGUGGGGAGGGAGUUAAUGCAGACCGAGCUGGACAGGGCUGCUUCUCACCAUCAUGAAAACAUCCCCUGCAGCACACUUCCUGUCCAGGGCCUGGGGCCACACGGAGGAGGGACAUCCAGGAAGAGGAGGAAGAGGAGAAGGAAAGCAAGGCCAGAAGGAGGAGGAGGGACAGGAGGGAGGAGAGAGGACAGCGUGGAGGAGUUCUCAGAGGAUGAAGACAUGUUUACUAUUGACCUGAGCUCAGAUGAGGAGAAGGAGAAUGACAGCAGCAGACCAGCAUACAGCGAUCGGGGGACUACAACCAAAAGCAACUUAUACCACAUGGCUGAGUGGACUGAAUCACGGAGUGAUGUGAUUAAGAAGACUCUUUCCAUCCCUCCAUCUUAUGGUCUAUCCAUCUCGUGUCCCGAGAGGACCUCUCACUUUUCUUCCACUGUUGGCAGUCCAGAAGAUGAUUCUGCAUCAUCAACACCGAAGAGUGACUCAGAACUGACCAAUCAGACUAAUCCUGAAAUGCUGUGGACCUGGGGGGAGCUGCCACAGGCAGCACAGCCAUCCUUCCUUGCUUCACACCAAAAGCAAGACUCGGCUGCAGCUGUCUCCAUCCCAGUGACUGCAAACAGCCACUUCAGAGCCAUCACUGACACGGGGCAACCUGAGGCUCCCUGUAGACUCCAGUCAGCCGACACCCCUGCAUCUGAAAGGACUGUGGACUUUGAGAAAAAUGGAGCUAGGGUGGAGUUGACAAUUACAUCUAAGAAGACAUCUGGAGAAGAGAAUGUGAGAGAGGCUGAGAAUGUCGGACCCUCAUCUAUGGAGGUGGAGAGGUCAACAGUUUGUUUGAUGUCACCAAAGACUCUCCCCGGGAAUCUGAACGAAGAAAGUAACAGAGGAAGUCCCGUCAGAAGUACCGAUUCACCAUUAAAGAGGAAAGAAAAGAGAAGCCAGCAUCUGGGGGCUGAUGGCGUAUAUCUGGAUGACAUUACAGACCUGGAGCCUGAAGUUGCUGCUCUCUACUUCCCGAAAAGUGACGGAGGCAGCAGUUCGAUUAGGGGGGACUCAGAGAUAAUGAUGGAUGUGAGAAGCACCAACCAAUCCCCUCAGUCAGUGGGCAGCAGUGGCAUGGACAGCGGUGUGGACAGUUUGUUGGACCAAACAGCCGACCUGCCUCAUGUUGCCAUCUCUUUGUGCGGAGGACUCUCAGACAACAAGGAGAUCACAAAAGAGCAGUUCCUGCAGAGAGCAGUUUCCUACCAAGAGUUCUCAGAGAACCCCUCUAUUAUAGAUGAUCCUAACCUGGUGGUCAAGGUUGGAAAUAAGUACUACAACUGGACCACAGCAGCUCCUGUUAUGCUGGCCAUGCAGGUUUACCAGAAACCCCUGCCACAGUGUUGGUGUUUGAGUUAUGUUUUUUCUGUUUUCGGCCUCUUCUCAUACUGCUUCCCUGGUUUGUUUGGCACCAGCACUUCAGAGCCUUGUGGGUUAGAGUUAGAGUUCAGUACAUUCUUUUCUAUUUUUUUCUUGCUGUCAUGUCUGUGCUUGUUAGUCCUGAGUUACAUUUCCACUCAUUUUUUAGUUGUAUGGCAUCAUUGUCCUCAGGCCUCGGUGGAGAACAUCAUGAAGGAAAAGAUGCCAAAGAAAGGAGGGCGCUGGUGGUUUUCAUGGAGAAGGAGGAACAGUGACUCUAAGUCGGAAACAGCUACUGAAAUAGGUGACAGAGAAGAUGGCUCACUCACUAUGACCUCAGUGAACGGUUUGAAGGAUGACUCUUCUUCAAGUGACGAGGAUCACACAGCAUGCAAUCAGAUGCCAGAAUCCUAUCAGCCAGACCCUGUUUUAAACUCUGCCAGUGUCUGUUAUAAGAAGACUCUUCGGCUUACUUCAGACCAACUGGCUAGCCUGCAGCUAAAGGAAGGUCCCAACGAAGUGGUGUUUAGUGUGACCACACAGUAUCAAGGCACAUGCCGCUGCCAUGGAACAAUUUAUCUUUGGAGCUGGGAUGACAAGAUUAUCAUCUCAGAUAUAGAUGGAACCAUCACCAGGUCUGACACUCUUGGCCACAUCCUUCCCACGCUGGGUAAAGACUGGACCCACCAGGGUAUAGCACGGCUCUACCACAGAGUCAGCCUAAACGGGUACAAAUUUAUGUACUGUUCAGCUAGAGCGAUUGGCAUGGCUGGGAUGACGAGGGGCUACCUGCACUGGGUCAAUGAAAGGGGAACCAUGCUGCCUAUGGGCCCAGUCCUGCUCAGCCCCAGCAGCCUUUUCUCUGCCUUUCACAGGGAGGUGAUUGAAAAGAAACCAGAAUUGUUUAAAAUUGAGUGUCUGACAGACAUCAAGCACCUUUUCUACUCAAACACCGAACCUUUUUACGCCGCCUUUGGCAACAGAGCCACGGAUGUUUAUUCUUAUAAGGAAGUAGGCAUUCCCCUGAACCGGAUUUUUACUGUCAACCCAAAAGGAGAGCUCAUACAGGAGCAUGCCAAAACAAACAUUUCCUCCUUUGGACACCUGUGCGAGAUGGUCGACCAUGUGUUCCCGGUCCUGGUUCAAAACGAGGAUAGUUAGUUUUGAUCAAACCAGCAACUGGGGAAAAACAGUUGCCUGAUAGUAGUAAUCAUGAGGAAGAUGAGUCGCAGCCUUUUGAGACAAACGGGGAAAACUCCAUCGGAUCAAGAAUGGAGUCUACAAGCUUUGUAUUGUCCUGUUUAUGAUGAAGCUGGCAGUCAAGCUCAGAGAUGAAAAUGAUGGUUUCAAGAACUGAGAUGAAAACAGCACAGAGGCUUUUUCAAUAAAAAAUGGACAAUGAAGAUAGUCCUUAUGCUUGAACAUUUCCUUAAAAUAGGUAAAUGUGAGUACUGAUUUAGUAUAAAAGAAUGUAUUUUUAACAGUGCAAACAGAAUCACAGAAGUAUUGGACGGAAGGAUAGGAAGAAGUACCUGAUACAUUUCGACAAAAGUUUGAGAGUUGCUCAGAAAGUUGAAUUAACACAUGGUUUAGAGCACAUAUUGGAAAGUGCACUGUCUCAUACAUACACCUCACUGCCAUAUAUUAUCUGUUUCAGUCCUCCAUACAUUCUCAUUUAAACUAAUAGAAACAGCCAGUACAACUGAAUAAUAAAGCAUUAUUUGUAUGUUUUUAUGCAGUGUCUACUUUUAAAUUGUCUUCAGGAAAAAGACAGUUUUACUCAACACCUGCAAUUUUCCACCAAAUAGUAUGCACACAGAAUGCAGAGUCUAUUCUGACCUCAUGUACAGGUGAAUCUUCUAAACCUUUUAAACACUGCAUUAUACUACAACUAUCCAAGUUGUGCAAAACAAAAACCACAGGUAGUGUUUUCAAGGAUCUUUUCUAUGACAACCUCCGCUGCACAUGCGGUUAAAUAUUUGUGGUAACCUGACCGUGCUACUGUGAGAAAUCUGUCUAGUUUUCUGUAAAUUUGUUUAAGAUAAAUGCAGAACAGUGCAAGCAAAUGUUUCAUAACAUGUGGUGAUAUGUAGGAAUGUAAUAUAUAAAUCCCCCAUUAUUCUAAUAGCUAAUGCUUGUCAAUGACAUUUUUAAUUUGUAGUUUUUGUAAUGUUGUAAUGUACGUAAGUAGAUAAGUUCAGCAUAUAACAUUUACCUGUCCUGUUACUGUAAAAGGGAAAAAAAACUGUGCAAAUUUCUCACGUUACCAUUUCCUAAACAUGGAGAAAACCACUGUAAAUAACAAAAAUCUUAAUUUGUGAGACUAUACAAAGUAAUUUAAACUGUUGUGCUCCACCUGUGUGUAUAAAUAUAUACGGUACAUAUAUAUAUAUAUAUAUAUAUAUAUAUAUAUAUAUAUACGGUACAUUUUUCCCACUUUUAUUUUGUUUUGUUUUUACUGGUGCUCAUUCAAAAGCGUGUGCAGCUCUUCAGUGACUUGUUCUAGCCACUCUCUGAGAUUUGCCGAUCUCACCAUGCGAACACUAGCAGUGCUGCAGUAUUUUAAAAAAUGCAUUCAUUGACAUGUAUGUCUACAUUACUUCAUGCUCUACUGGUGUCUCUGGCAUCCAGUUAAAAGCAUUUAGUUGACUGAAAUGUCUGGGUAUAUUUUCUUUAAAACUAAGAAUGAUAUCCAAUAAAACAAAGUUGCUUUAACCCUCCUUCAUAAAUUAACUAGUGAAAAAAACUGUUAUUAUUUGGUUUUACUUUAAUUUUACAAGCUAUUAAUCAGUAAGAAGUUCAAGAAGAAUACAGUCAACGGGCCUCCCAACUGAUCAUGAAUCAGGAAGCUCUGAUCAUAAUUAUGUUAUGUUGUAAUAUAGCGUGUGCAUAAGCUCCUUUAGGACUGGUGCUGCACUGUAAUUGACUGCCUAAAAAACAGUCAGGAAUGAGCCCUUUUGGUUAAAGUUCAGUGGGGUAUAUGUUGUUGGAAUGCUAAUGAUCUAAUGAUUAACAAAUUUUAGGGAUGUACUUUACUGUUAGAAAGUGCAAAGACGUAAUUAAAUCAGUGAUUACAACUUUUUAGAGUCGAUUAUCCUGUAGUUAUGUUUAAAUUCUUUCUGUGAAAGAUUAUGAAAAACUUAAAACAUCUUUUCAGUCGCUCUUUAUUUCCAGUUUAUUUAUUCACAUGUAAAGAUUACAGUUUUGACACCAAGCAGCAGUUCUACUAAACAGUGUGUGGUGCAAGCUGUUAACAAUGUAUUCUAAUCUGUAGAAUAAACUAUUUUCAGUAAUUAUAA
Girardinichthys multiradiatus is the source of this 5252-nucleotide messenger RNA. RefSeq names its product lipin 1a (gene lpin1a). Lineage: Eukaryota; Metazoa; Chordata; Actinopteri; Cyprinodontiformes; Goodeidae. The record is from RefSeq and is a predicted model, not a curated record. The transcript is spliced from 24 exons. Gene Ontology annotation, molecular function: phosphatidate phosphatase activity; transcription coactivator activity. Gene Ontology annotation, biological process: positive regulation of transcription by RNA polymerase II; cellular response to insulin stimulus; triglyceride biosynthetic process. Bases 217 to 3114 code for a protein of 965 amino acids. Gene Ontology annotation, cellular component: nucleus; mitochondrial outer membrane.